UUGGUGUUGGUGUAGGUGUAGAUGUAAAAACAAAAAACAAAAAAUUCUGGAAGGAUCACUUUAAUGUUUGGGAUAAAUUUUUGAAAGAAUAUAAUUUGACUCUCUUUAAUGUUGGAAAAGAACAUCCUUAUUCACAAUACAUUAACAAUCUUAAAAUUCCAGCACAACCCAAUAAUGGUGAUAAGUCACCUUCUUUCCUUUUGCACAACUUGCCAGAAGCUAAUAAUGAAGGGAUAAUAAAUGGUGGUUAU
Messenger RNA from Entrophospora candida, 251 nucleotides. The record is from the annotation of a GenBank genome assembly. Lineage: Eukaryota; Fungi; Glomeromycota; Glomeromycetes; Entrophosporales; Entrophosporaceae.